Leptidea sinapis is the source of this 4406-nucleotide messenger RNA. It is a transcript of the gene Spred, whose product is annotated as sprouty-related, EVH1 domain-containing protein 1. The coding region runs from base 160 to 1398 and encodes 412 amino acids. Gene Ontology annotation, cellular component: membrane. The record is from RefSeq and is a predicted model, not a curated record. Gene Ontology annotation, biological process: multicellular organism development; negative regulation of MAPK cascade. Lineage: Eukaryota; Metazoa; Arthropoda; Insecta; Lepidoptera; Pieridae. The transcript has 12 exons. Gene Ontology annotation, molecular function: protein kinase binding.
UUGAAUACCCGCCCGGACUGUCAAUAACGCAGGCGCACUGAGGCCCAACAAAGGGCCGAUUAAGAACGUUUUGGAAGUGAAUCUGAUGUAUUUAUGUUUUAAAAAUGGUGAAAUCUGUAAGGUGGCGGGUAGAAAUUAGGAUAUUCGACGUAUCGAAUCAUGACCGAGGCAUCUGAAAAUGUGUGUUUGGUGCGUGUCCGCGCGCAAGUAAUGUGCCGGGACGAAGGCACGGGGGGAUGGGUAGCGCUUAGCGGCGGAGGUCUCGCCGAAGUUAUGGUGGGCAGGAGAGCCCGCCAUUACGUCACAGGUGGACCUGCGAAUAAUGGGGAUGUUGAGAGCACUUCUGCUUGCGGCACCGCACCAAGCCUUCCAUACGAGUAUUAUAUACAUGGGAAACGCAUCAGCGAUAACUCAGUGGUCUUGGAAUGCACGAUACAGAAAGACUUCCAGUACCACAAAGUGAUGCCAACUUUCCAUCAUUGGUUGACGGAAGAAAAGAGAUUCGGCCUGACUUUUCAAACCGCGGCUGAUGCCCGGGCUUUCGAUAAAGGAGUUCGAACAGCACUUGAAGAACUCUUAGACGGUCUGGGUGGCUCGUGGUCUUCUCAAUAUUCUUACAAACGUAAAUUAGUACGGAAAGAUGACGACGAAGAGAACAAUAUAUUCGAAUGUCUUAACCUACCUACGGAUUCUCGAUCAAGCUCAGAAAACUCGACAGCAAGUCGCAUUCGAGCGCGAGAUGACAUUCAAACACCAAUAUUGUCGGCCAUCACUCUGCCAAGACAUCCGCUUGAUUCUCUCAAAUACGAAAGCCAGUUUGAAGAUAAAACAGACGAGGACCCAGAUCGCUGCCCCUACGUUCACUUAUCGGCAGUUCACGAAUAUACAUAUCCUCAAGUGGGUCCCGGCGGAGUGAUCACUUCAGAGAAGGCAUCACCUCACACGAAAACUACACUUUCCAAGUGUGACUCUGGUUCGAUAAAGAAGUGCACAUAUAGCGGUCCGCCGCCACUGCCCGAGAAGAAACCGGCCGAACAGUUCCACGCGAGGUUGAAAUGCAGAUACUGUAACGAGUGGUACUUAGAAAGUGCUAACGGAUCGGGCGCUUGUGAGUUCGGUCCGGACUUCUGUCGCUCCUGUAUUGAUACUAUCACUUGUAUCAAAUGUGCACAGUGUAUGGUGUACCACUGUAUCGAGUCUGAAGGUGAAGGAGAGAUGGUCUCGCAACCCUGCGCCUGUCAGCCAACAUCAAGGGAAUGCGCCACAAGAUGGCUAGGGCUCACUUUGUUAAGCCUGGUGGUACCAUGCUUAUGGUGUUACUUACCUCUUCGAUGCGCACACAAAGCCGCGCGGCGAGCGCGUAUAGCAGGCUCGUCUCACCGACCCAUCUCCAAAUAGCACAGUCGUCAACCCCGAUAGCUGUCACUGUCAAUGGUCUGACAACACCUUUAAUAAUAUGAUAACAUACCAUACUCAUACCAGGCUGCUUGUACAGAAGACUUAAGCAGGCCUGAGUUCGAAUAAAAUUGCAUUGAAGCAGUGUUACAUUAAACAAAAUGUUGAUACGUCAUUAAAAUCGAGAAGGGUGUGUGUUAAAUCUUAUUAUAUUCAAAUCGACAGAAGCCUAGAUCAAGUCGGCGCCAAAUAACAGAGAUGUAACAGUUGUCAUCUGUCAAUUUCAUCAAAAUGACAGUCUUGUGUCAUGACAGUAUGAUUACAGUGUAUAUUAAAAUUGACAGAGGCGUAGAUCAAGUCAGCGCCAAUAAAUAGAGAUGUAAAAGAUGUCAUUCGUCAAUGUCAUCAAAAUGAUAAUCUUUUGUCAUGACAGUAUGAGUAGAGUGAUUGCGUGAAAAUUAAUACCAUUUGUGUGAUGUUAAUAAUCAUAAUAUUGGCACACUCUUCCACAAAUUAUAAUAAUUAAUAAAUGUGUGGAAGCAGUGGUGAAAUGAUUGAGGAUCUGUCAAUGUCAUGUUGUUCUCGGUGUCACUGAGUAAAAAGAAAAAAGUUCUAACUCGUCAAAAUCUGACGUUUGUGUUUUGUCGUAAAGUGGACUUAGAAAGACAAAACGUGUUGAGGCAGCGGUUAUCAGUGACAAAAGUAUAUGAUUAUGAUGUACGGUUAUGUAAACACGGCAAGGUUGAUGGUACGAAAUCCAAUUGCUGUCAAAGGUAAGACAUUAAUAAUAAAAAUAAUGUAUGAUAUAAAAUUGUGAAAUUAAAUGUUGUUUGACAAUCUUGUUUCAAAUUAUUUAUGACAUAAAGAAGGCAUUGGAACUAAAUUGAUCGCAAAAACAAAUAUAACAAAAUAAUAUUCAAAUCUGUGUCAUAUAUAUUGUCUGAGUUACUAACCUAUUUUACAAAAUUACGGAACUAAAUUAUGAAUCUUCUUAAAUUUGUGUACAAUAAAAUUAAAUUUAUUUUCGUCUAUAUAAAUAUUUUUGUCUUUUGAACGUCUUAUAGUACUGAUAUUAUAAUCGAAGAUGGUGGUGAUAUGUUUAUUUUCAUUCUUAUUAUUAUAUUUAAGAUCAUAAAAAUAUAUAAAUUGUUAACGAAUAGAAGAAGGUAUAUUAAGCAAAUCAAAACUAUAUUUAAAAAUACAAAUAGAUGAAACGUACAAAUUAAUUGUAUUUAUAUAUGAUUUAAACACUAAAGAAAUAUUUUUAUCAUAAAAACAAAUAUUUUUUGAAUGUCGCAACCUAAUAAAUGUUACGAAUAUUAUACACAAACUUUUUAAAGAUGUUUACAUAGAUUGAAUUUUUUUCUUUAAUUACUAGUACUUCACAUGUAAUAGUUAUUUAUGCAACUGUUGUGUCAUAAUUGGUAUUAUAACACGAAUGUGGAUGGUGAUAAAAUGUAUCACAUGAGUGUUUUAAUAUCUAAUUAUCGAUAGCAUAAAAGACUUUAUCUACACCCAUAAUAUGAAUCAUUAAAAAAGCCAGUCCUAGUUACCAUUACAUCAUCCUAACGAGUGUUGUAAUGUUGUAUUGAAUUUCAUUACAACACUCGUUUGGAUCAUGUAAUGAUAAUUAGGACCUUGGGUCUUUAAAUGUUGGCAAUAAGCUAACUGUUUUAGAAUCAUUAAUAUAGGAUUUAAAGCAUGGGUGUAGAUAAAAAAUAUUAUAUGGCAACUAUUUGAAAAGAUAUAUUUUAUUCUAAGCUUGUCUAUUAUUGUGUCAUUAAAUUUGAUAUAUAAUUACUUUUGAGAGAUUAAAAUAAACAUAGUUUUUGAUAGUUAUCAUUCAGUAUUAGUAUUUAUCUGUAGAGCAUAAGAUCCAUUUCGCCAUGGCAUUAUUUCAAAUGUAGAUAAUUUCGGUGCUGUUUAUUUUCAUGUCUGUCUUCCACACACAAUAAACGAAAUUACACAUUGCAGUUGGGAAUUAAAGAUUUAAUAAAUGUUAUGUAAUUUAGUGUUGUGUGCUUUUCUUAGAACAGAAUUGUUGAACAGACAGGGAUGAGAUUAAGACUUUUUUUGUUUUAAAGACUAGCUUUUGGCAUUUCGACAUUAGAUUUUCCCAUUCUCUGUCUGUUCACCUACUCUGAAAGCUAAUUGUAUAAUGUUGUUACUAAAUGCUUUUUAUGUAACAAUUGAUAAUUUCCACUAGCGUUUGUUUUAUUCGCACAAAUUAUUUUUCUAACAAAUUCCUUGUUAGGAUAGUAAAAAAUAAUUUACGGAUAUGAAUUCGUUACCUAAUUACGCGUAUUCCAUCGUAUUUAAAUUUUCGUAAUGUCACUAACAAAUUAAUAUAAAUUUAAGCGGUAACAUUGUUGUUAGAAUGUUAAAUUUUAAUCAGGUCUAGUCUUGAAUUUUAACUUUUCGCAGUAUUUUAAUUUUCUCCUCAUUUUUUUUUUGUAUGAAUUGACAAUUUUUUUAUAACAGAGUUGAGGUUAGUUGGUCUAACAGUUCGCCAAGGGUACGAAAUCCAACUUUUUGCACGAGAAAGGGCUCACUUGUGGAUUGACGCGGAUUUCCUACUCGCAAAAAAAACCACAGAGAAAGUAUUCAAAAAUGAAUUCCAGGCUGUAUGGUCGCUGACCAUUGCCCGUAAAAGAAAUCGAAUAAAAUUGAACGUAUUGUGAUUCCAUAAUUGAAUUAAUGAAAAGCUAUAAGCUCAACUCUUUUCCAGACUUAAUUUUUUUUUUAAAUUCUAAUUUAAAUAACGUAAGUGUUUAAUGUAAUAUGUAUUUAUUGUUAACGCAUGUUUCAUUGUUUCGAAUCUUAACAAGUAAUUUAGAAAUAUAAAGAGACUUUUAUUUACUGUAGAUGACGUAAGUAUUCAUUGAUAAGUGUUUAGUGUCUACAUAAUAAUAUAAGUAUGUAUUUAUGUGUCAAGUAACCAAAGUUCGAAUGAAUGAACCCUUAUGGGGAUGUAUGUAUUCGUACAAAUUAAAUAAAUAAUUGUAUUUCAA